This is a messenger RNA of Galleria mellonella (greater wax moth), 4611 nucleotides long. It is a transcript of the gene tim, whose product is annotated as protein timeless. The transcript has 17 exons. Lineage: Eukaryota; Metazoa; Arthropoda; Insecta; Lepidoptera; Pyralidae. Gene Ontology annotation, biological process: replication fork arrest; DNA replication checkpoint signaling; DNA repair. The record is from RefSeq and is a predicted model, not a curated record. Gene Ontology annotation, cellular component: replication fork protection complex. Bases 391 to 4185 code for a protein of 1264 amino acids. Gene Ontology annotation, molecular function: DNA binding.
CGAGCGCUGCACGUGCACUGUACACGCGACUGUAGAUAUCGAGCGCGACCUACUAUUGGCUCCUAAGACAACGUCGUUUACGGUCACGUGGAGCGGUUAUUUUCCCGAAUGCGUAUUUAAAUAUCUUCUAUUUAUCCAAAAUUACUUACUUUUCUUAACUUUUAAUGCGGUAAUAUAUUUUAGAUGAUAUAACAUUAAAUAAAAAUAUAUAAUUUUUGUUAAAUAUCGUAUUCGAAAGAAAAAUUUGUGAGCAGUUUGUGUACGACUGUUUUUGUGUCGUAUAAAUAAGUCGAAUACCUGUUAUAUGACAAGUGUUAUUAAGUACUACCUUAGGUAAUUUCUGUCUUUUAUGUAUGUGAAAAUCUGGAUGGACACCUAUAAAUAUAGAAGAUGGAAUGGGUUCUGCGAAGUCCCCAAAUUCAUAGCACAUUCAGCAACCUCGGUUUUGUACACGGAGAUGGAUAUCACAUAAAUGAAAAUUGCAAUGCUGCCUUGGAAGCCAUUCUUCACAACAUUUUAACGGAAGAUAAAUAUUUACGAACAUACCGUAGAAGUAUUAGUUUUGGAGAAAAUAUAAAGAAAGACCUAAUACCGCUUUUAAUACACGCCAAGGAAGAUUCAACAAUAGAGUUCAUAGUUAAAAUAUUAGUUAAUUUGACAAUUCCGGUUGAGUGUUUGCUUUCUAUUGACGCUCUAAUACAAAAUGAUUUUGGACGUCAUACAGUGUUUGAGAUAAAUAAUCUACUUUUGUCUACUAAAUCAGCUUUUACUGACAAUAGGACAACCAGAGUUAUAAUAGACUUUAUGAAGAAAAAUGUAGAUGUAGAUCAGAAAACAAAAUUGUCGACAGAACAGUGUACAAACAUAAGUAAUUGUCUUCUAUUGCUGAGGAAUAUUCUUCAUAUACCAGAGGACAAUAGUAAUCAGAGUCCUAGUUACAAUGGCUCUAACCAUUCGGUGCAAAAUCAAAUUUUAUGGAAUUUAUUUAGUCAGAGUAUUGAUAAAAUUCUUAUUAAGUUGAUGACUUUGCCUGAUGCGACUCAUUGGGGGGUUACAAUGGUUCAGUUAAUAGCACUGCUUUAUAAGGAUCAGCAUGUCAUUACGUUACAUAAAUUGUUAAAUUUAUGGCUAGAAGCAUCUUUGUCAGAUAGCUCGGAAGAUAAUGAAAGUAACACCUCUCCACCAGACCGAGGUAGUGACGAUUCAUCUCCGAUGUUAACAUCGGAUCCAACUUCAGACUCAUCAGACACGGGAGGGAGCGGGAAAUGUAACGAUGAACCUAACUCUGUGAAUAAUGGAUGGGAUGCUUCCUCUAUGAAAAAUACCAGUGAGAAUGGUAAUCAAUCAUACCAAAAGUCGACUGCUGAUGAGAAGAAAGCUAAAGACGAGGAUAUGAGAGACUCGGUAGUAACUAAAUCCGAACACUCUCAGGAACCAGAUAACAGUGAAUCAACGUCAUGUAGUGAAAAAGUCAAUCAGAAAGAUUGUGAAAAAAGUGACCAAAAAGAAUUAUACAAAAAUGAAAAAAAGACAGUUAUAUCAGAAAACUCAGAUUGCGGUUACGGGACUCAGAUGGAAAAUCAAGGCUCUAUUUCUACGUCUAGCAAUGAAGAUGAACCUGCAAAGAAGCCCGUACAUCAGAAACCUCACAAUACAAAACAGAGGUCAAACAAUAAAGCUCGAUCCAGCACAAACUUGCAAGACAGAAAACGGAAAAAGCUCGUUAAACGGGGAAAAGCAAAUAUUAUUAACGUUCAAGGAUUAUCACACAAAACACCGACGGACGAUGAUAUUUCCAAUAUAAUGAAAGAGUUUACUGUCGACUUUCUUUUGAAAGGAUAUAAUUCUCUUGUACAGACUCUUCACAGUCAGAUUAUUACAAAUAUGCAGUUGGAGAUUGAUACUUCUCACUUCUUUUGGCUCGUUACCUAUUUCUUGAAGUUUGCAACGCAAAUAGAAUUAGAUCUGGAACAUAUUUGUUCGGUGCUCUCUUAUGACAUAGUAUCGUAUCUAACCGCUGAAGGAGUAAAUUUAUGCGAGCAGUUUGAACUGUCUAUAAAAUUAGACGGAAACGAUUUGAAACCAAGUAUUAGAAGAUUACAUCUUGUGGUCACAGCGAUCCGAGAAUUUGUCCAAGCCAUAGAGGUAUAUAAAAAAAUCGCUCAUGUGUGCAAAGAGGAUCAGGAGGCGUUGUUGAAAUUACAAAUGAAAAUGUGCGAAACUGAAGAUCUACGCUGUUUAUUGGUUUUGCUGUUACGCCAUUAUGAUCCCAAGUACCAUACCAAGCAAUAUUUACAGGACCUCAUAGUAACAAAUCACAUAUUACUGAUGUUUUUGGACAGUGUAAUGAAAUUACCGGACUACAGUGGAUCUACUUAUAUGUUGGAUCAUAUAAAACAGUUUGCGACACCAGAAAUAAUGUAUCAGUAUGGACUUCUUUUGGAAGAUUACGCUGGUAAUGGAGAAUUCGUCAACGAUUGUAUUUUCACGUUAAUGCAUCAUGUUGGAGGGGAACUGGAUUGUUUGAUUACAUUGUUCCAACCAAAAAUCUUGAAGACGUUCACCUCUAUAUGGAAAUCGGAAUUUGAAAUUUGUGAUGAUUGGUCUGAUCUCAUUGAAUAUGUAAUAAAUACGUUCAUAAAGAAACCACAUGCGUUGCAAAGCACUACUAACUUUAGAUUGGACACGGAAAAUUUCGACGAGGAUAAUUUUUUUGUCAAACCCCUCACACCUUCCAAACCAACGAAACAUAGAUCUGAUGCAGAUUCUAGAAAAAGAUCUGAUGAUAUAUCAGGAAGCACAUCUCGGGAGAGUUACAAAUGGACUGAAGAAGAGUUAUCUUCAUUGAGCUGGAAUUACAUGCAAUGUAGUGCAUUACCUGAUGUCAUCGGCGAAAUAAUAAAACUAUACAAAGAGGACGAUGCAAUAAAAUCUAGGGAGUCGGUAAUUAGAGAAUUACAUAAACAAAAUUUAAUAUCCAAAGAUGAGUGUGAUAAUUUCUUAAAUAAGGAGAAUAAUAGAGGUGUAAAGGUUGUCCCAGUGCAUAAAGAAAUGAGAGAAGAUGAGAUCGGUAAACUUUGCGAUCAAUUAUCGCAAGAUGGUAAAUCUAAAUUCUUAGAUUGGGUACAAAAAGUACUUUUGGAUACUUGCUACGCAAAAAUAUACGUUGAGAAAAAAGAAAAGAUGCAUCAAAAUGAAACGCAUAGCAACAAAUCUGACAAAUUAUUAAACUUUGAGUUAUUUAAAAAGAAAUCGGAUGAUUUACCUGUUAUGUCGCCAGUGUCGUACCAUUCGAUAUUAUUCAAUCAAUCCGUGCCGUUAGUUCCAUGGAAUUGCGAGCAGGCGUCCAUUUGCAAGGACUUGAAGUUUUUACAGUUGCUUCAUAAACUAGGUUUCCAUAUGCCUGUUGAUUCCGGAAAAGUGUUUAUCAGAAUACCGCACUUUUGGACUGCUGAUUUUUUAUAUGACGUUGCUGCGAAAAUUUCUCCGAUUGAUAACACUAAAUUAAAUUUCUCAUUGAACGAUAUAAUGGAAAGCAGUAGUAUUGAAGCAGUGCAGCAAAACAGUUCCAUAAUAUCCGAUCUCACAAAAGAUGUUACUAUGGUUAAAACGCCUGAUAAUUUCUUUCAAAUACACAAACAAAAACAUCUAGCUACUAUGGUUAAUUUCACUCCAAUGCCUGGUUCUUCGUUCAAUAUAGAGAAUGAAGAAGGUAACAAACAUAAUUGGUUGGAAGUUAUACAAAAGUCUCAAGAUUAUAAAAUAACUUUGAAUUUGGAAAAUCAUAUUAUAAAAACAGAAGAUAUCCAUUUGGAUGUUGAGAUGCAAUUACCGCCGAAGGAAAUAAGUUCCGCGUCGCCGUUAAAACUCGUUACUACACCAGUAAUUGCAGAUACCGUGUCGCCCUCUCUCGUUUUGCCCACUGUUAUGAGCGCAAAGCAAGAAAGUUCAAGUUUCAAUUUACAUUUAGCAGAUACUGAAUAUUACAAUAACAGUGUGUGUGAGACUGCAUCCGUUGCUUCUGAUUUAACUCGGAUGUAUGUAUCCGACGAAGACGAAAAGCCAGAACUCCUAUUACGUCCAGUGGUGGAUGUGAAUCCGUUGUUAGAUGACCGAUUUUCUAGUGAUUGUGAUAAUGCUAGUGCUGAGAAACGGCCUCGAGUACAUUUUUCUUCAAUGUUUUAAGACAGUUAUUUUUAGCUGCGUUUUAUUAUUUCGUUAUUAACUAUUGUUAAGUGUAUCACUAAAUUAGUGGUAAUUAUUUCGAAUUACGUAUCUUCUAAAUGUAAAAUUUAUUUUCAUUUGUAUCUAGUUUUGCUGUUUUUAGUACGUAAUGAGAAAACUUUAAAUUAUUUUUAAAGAAUUCGAAUAUUUAUAAAUGUUGUUCUGUGUAUUUGAAUUACUUUGAUGUGACUGUGAAGAAGCGAUUCAUCAGAUUAUAUCUAUCUCAUUAUUUUUAAACUUAUUUUUAUGGAAAGACAUAAAUAUAUUUUAUUGUGUACUUAUCUGUAUUGGAAUGUUAAUUACACAUUAUAUGUUAAACCUAUUUACUACGAUUUUUAUAUAAGGUUUUGAUGUUAUGUAAUAAGUAAAUAGAUUUUAUAAAUGGGG